Messenger RNA from Monodelphis domestica (gray short-tailed opossum), 940 nucleotides. The record is from RefSeq and is a predicted model, not a curated record. NCBI's taxonomy places the organism in Eukaryota, Metazoa, Chordata, Mammalia, Didelphimorphia, Didelphidae.
AGGUGGAGGAGGAAAGAGGAGAGAGGCAUCAGAAGAGGAAGGGAAACCGCGGCCGGGGGGCCGGCUGGUCCCGCUGGCUCCCGCUGGGCGGGGACCAUGCAUUGUGGGAGCAAGGUGAAGAGCGAAUACAUGAAGCGCUACAAAGUCCCCAAGUGGGACACUUGUGGCCCGUACUACCAGGAGCUAUUGCAUUAUCGCCUGAGUCGGCGGCUACUGGAGCAGACGCACAACCCCUGGUUAUGGGACGGCUGGGGGUCUUCCAGCAACUCGGACGAUUCCUCAUCUUCUGGAGGUGGUGGGGCCUCCACGCCCCUGGGUCCCCAGGGAGCUUCGGCCCCUUCUCCACCCCAGACUCCCCUCAAGCCCGAAAGAGAGGAAGAGGAACUAGGAGUGGAAGAGAAAGGGGCCGAGGCAUCUGAGGAUGAGGACGCUGCCAGCCUCCCAGAAACACCAGGGAAAAACACACAAGAAAAAAAUAAACAGCAAAUGAAAGUGAAAAAACAACAGAUAGCAGUGAAAGACAAACUAAUGGAUAACACAGAUCAUCCUCCACAACGUGCUUUGCUUUCUGGAGCUAAUAAGAAAACAGCUAAAAGUCCUCAAAGACCAAGUAAAACAAAAGAAGUCAAACAUCCAUUUGCUCUUUAUGGCUGGGGGGAAAAACAGACAGAUACUGGGAGCCAGAAAACACAUAAUGUAUGUGCUUCUGCUUCAGAACAACAGUUUCAUGAGUCAGCAUUACGAGCCAAGAACAGAAGACAAGUGGAAAAAAGAAAACUGGUCAGUCAGAGACAAAGAGAGGUGCAGAAACACAGAAGGAACAAGCCUUCCUCUUCAUGGAUGACAGAGUACAUGAGAUGCUACUCAGCAAGAGCUUGAUGAAAGAAAAAUGUGCUUAGAUGACCUCAUUAAAAACAGGACAUUGGCUUGAGAAACACAA